GGCGGGUCGGGCCAUUCAUUCAUUAUAAUACAUACUUCCUCUAUAUAGAUAUCGGAUCAUUUCCCUUAAUCGGAACUUUCUGCAAUUAGCUAAGGCUGUAUAUUAUAUUGCUAACUUGUAUGGUCUAUAGAGUAUAGAUAGAGAGAGAUAUCUUGAAUAUCAAUUGCAUUGCAUGUACGUAAUAGGAUGACUAGUAGUAGCUAACGUGGGUGGUGGUGGUGGUGUGGCUGGUGGACUAUUUUCUUCUUAGAUUAGAUUAGAUUAUCAUCUAUAUAUCGAAGAUGAUGUCGUCGGUCAAUUCUUAUUCUUAUUGUAAUGGGAGCGCCAUGAAUAAUCAUGAGUUGUCGGAGUCAGAUGGGUUAGGGUUAACGAUGAUGAGAUUUCAGGCGACGAGGGAAAUCCACUUACCCACACCUUGUGCAGAAAAAGUAGCUGAGGAGGAUGAUGAUCAGAUGAUUAUCAUGACUAGGAGCAUUAAUAAUGAUCAUAGGCAUAGGCAUAGCAGUGGGAUAUUAAAUAGCGAGGAUCGUGAUCGUGAUCGUGAUCAUGAUCAUGAUCAUAUGAUGAUGAUGAAGAUGAAGAUGAAGACGAAGAUGAAGAUGAGCAGCAGUGCCAGUAGCAAAUCAUCAAGCUGCGAACGUAGUAGCAGUAGUGCAGGUACAGGUAAGAAGAUGAAAAAGGAAAGAAAGCAGAGGUUUGCUUUCCAGACAAGAAGCCAGGUCGAUAUACUCGACGACGGUUAUCGCUGGCGAAAGUAUGGCCAGAAGGCUGUCAAGAACAACGUAUUCCCCAGAAGCUACUAUCGAUGCACUCAUCAGGGAUGCAAUGUGAAGAAGCAAGUGCAGCGUCUAUGCAGUGAUGAGUCGACUGUGGUGACAACAUAUGAAGGCAUGCACAUGCAUCCAGUCGAAAAACCCACCGAUAAUUUCGAGCAAAUUCUCAACCAGAUGCACAUAUACCCCCCUCCUCUGGUUUGAUCUUGAAUCAACAAGAUAUAUACUACUACAGAUGGCAGCAGAUUAAAUUUUUAAUUAUGAUCAUUACUACUAUGUAUCUAGAUUCCACAUAAAUUGUGAUGAUGGCUCUACACAUGAAAAUGUCUACUGCACACAAUCUUUUUCAUUUUCUUCUUUUUUUGUAAUUUUCAGUUUAACUAGCGAGACAGUUGGUUCAAAUUCAUCUUUCUCAUUUAUAAUAAUUAUAUAUGCUU
Andrographis paniculata is the source of this 1210-nucleotide messenger RNA. Its product is annotated as probable WRKY transcription factor 75. Gene Ontology annotation, molecular function: DNA-binding transcription factor activity; sequence-specific DNA binding. The coding region runs from base 282 to 977 and encodes 231 amino acids. The transcript has 2 exons. The record is from RefSeq and is a predicted model, not a curated record. NCBI's taxonomy places the organism in Eukaryota, Viridiplantae, Streptophyta, Magnoliopsida, Lamiales, Acanthaceae. Gene Ontology annotation, biological process: regulation of DNA-templated transcription.